AUGUUGCCUCCAGAGAGCGUGUCGUCUCGUAGCGACGCCUGGCUCGGCUCUGGGCCUUAUCUACAGUCGGCGCGGCUCUAUGCAGCUGGCGUGGCGCGGCAGGGCGGGCUCACACAAGCCACAGGGCCGCCCAAGUGCGCAGAGCCGCGGGGCCGCCCAAGGGCGCAGAGCCGUGGGCCCGCCCAAGUGCGCAGAGCCGAGGGGCCGCCCAAGUGCGCAGAGCCGCAGGGCCGCCCAAGUGCGCAGAGCCGCAGGGCCGCCCACGUGCGCAGAGCCGCGGGGCCGCCCAAGUGCGCAGAGCUGCGGGCCCGCCCAAGUGCGCAGAGCCGCGGGGCCGCCCAAGUGCGCAGAUCCGCAGGGCCGCCCAAGUGCGCAGAGCCGCGGGGCCGCCCAAGUGCGCAGAUCCGCAGGGCCGCCCAAGUGCGCAGAGCCGCGGGCCCGCCCAAGUGCGCAGAGCCGCGGGGCCGCCCAAGUGCGCAGAGCCGCGGGCCCGCCCAAGUGCGCAGAGCCGCGGGGCCGCCCAAGUGCGCAGAGCCGCGGGGCCGCCCAAGUGCGCAGAGCCGCGGGGUCGCCCAAGUGCGCAGAGCCGCGGGGCCGCCCAAGUGCGCAGAGCCGCGGGGCCGCCAAAGUGCGCAGAGCCGCGGGGCCGCCCAAGUGCGCAGAGCCGCGGGGCCGCCCAAGUGCGCAGAGCCGCGGGGCCGCCCAAGUGCGCAGAGCCGCGGGGCCGCCCAAGUGCGCAGAGCCGCGGGGCCGCCCAAGUGCGCAGAGCCGCGGGGCCGCCCAAGUGCGCAGAGCCGCGGGGCCGCCCAAGUGCGCAGAGCCGCGGGGCCGCCCAAGUGCGCAGAGCCGCGGGCCCGCCCAAGUGCGCAGAGCCGCGGGGCCGCCCAAGUGCGCAGAGCCGCGGGGCCGCCAAAGUGCGCAGAGCCGCGGGGCCGCCCAAGUGCGCAGAGCCGCGGGCCCGCCCAAGUGCGCAGAGCCGCGGGGCCGCCCAAGUGCGCAGAGCCGCGGGGCCGCCCAAAUGCGCAGAGCCGCAGGGCCGCCCAAGUGCGCAGAGCCGCGGGGCCGCCCAAAUGCGCAGAGCCGAGGGGCCGCCCAAGUGCGCAGAGCCGCAGGGCCGCCCAAGUGCGCAGAGCCGCGGGGCCGCCCAAGUGCGCAGAGCCGCGGGGCCGCCCAAGUGCGCAGAGCCGCAGGGCCGCCCAAGUGCGCAGAGCCGCAGGGCCGCCCAAGUGCGCAGAGCCGCGGGCCCGCCCAAGUGCGCAUAGUCGCGGGCCCGCCCAAGUGCGCAGAGCCGCGGGCCCGCCCAAGUGCGCAGAGUCGCGGGCCCGCCCAAGUGCGCUGAGCCGCGGGCCCGCCCAAGUGCGCAGAGCCGCGGGGCCGCCCAAGUGCCCAGAGCCGCAGGGCCGCCCAAGUGCGCAGAGCCGCGGGGCCGCCCAAGUGCGCAGAGCCGCCGGGCCGCCCAAGUGCGCAGAGCCGCAGGGCCGCCCAAGUGCGCAGAGCCGCGGGGCCGCCCAAGUGCGCAGAGCCGCAGGGCCGCCCAAGUGCGCAGAGCCGCAGGGCCGCCCAAGUGCGCAGAGCCGCAGGGCCGCCCAAGUGCGCAGAGCCGCAGGCCCGCCCAAGUGCGCAGAGCCCGGAGACACGCCACAAGGGAGAUACGCCACAAGGGAGACACGCCACAAGGGAGACACGCCACAAGGGAGACACGCCACAAGGGAGAUACGCCACAAGGGAGACACGCCACAAGGGAGACACGCCACAAGGGAGACACGCCACAAGGGAGACACGCCACAAGGGAGACACGCCACAAGGGAGACACGCCACAAGGGAGAUACGCCACAAGGGAGACACGCCACAAGGGAGACACGCCACAAGGGAGACACGCCACAAGCGAGACACGCCACAAGGGAGAUACGCCACAAGGGAGACACGCCACAAGGGAGACACGCCACAAGGGAGACACGCCACAAGGGAGACACGCCACAAGGGAGACACGCCACAAGGGAGACACGCCACAAGGGAGACACGCCACAAGGGAGACACGCCACAAGGGAGAUACGCCACAAGGGAGACACGCCACAAGGGAGACACGCCACAAGGGAGACACGCCACAAGGGAGACACGCCACAAGGGAGACACGCCACAAGGGAGACACGCCACAAGGGAGACACGCCACAAGGGAGACACGCCACAAGGGAGACACGCCACAAGGGAGACACGCCACAAGGGAGACACGCCACAAGGGAGAUACGCCACAAGGGAGACACGCCACAAGGGAGACACGCCAAGGGGGACGGGAAAUGA
Messenger RNA from Bacillus rossius redtenbacheri, 2298 nucleotides. RefSeq names its product nascent polypeptide-associated complex subunit alpha, muscle-specific form-like. The transcript has 3 exons. The record is from RefSeq and is a predicted model, not a curated record. Bases 1 to 2298 code for a protein of 765 amino acids. NCBI's taxonomy places the organism in Eukaryota, Metazoa, Arthropoda, Insecta, Phasmatodea, Bacillidae.